CAGUCAUUGAAACUUAAUAAUUUAUUGAAAAAGCCACGACAAAACGUCUCACCCUAACGCCCCCUUACCAACAUCCUUACAAUACUCAGCCUACCCUUGACAGCGACUUCCUUUUUUCCCUAGCACAAGGAGUAGUCAAAUAGAAGGGAGACCACCCCCGGGUGUACCUUCCGUUUGGUACUUAUAUUCUAAUACAUUUCUUUACGAUAAUGAUAGUUACUUGAACCCCGUGCGACAAUCAAAAAACACGAUGGCCAAACCACUUCCCAUUUGUGCUGAUUUGAUCGACUGCAAUUAUGCUGUUGCAGGGCAGUAGGUGCCAGAUCUACCCCGAUUUAUUAGAUUUACCUUUUAACUUUCAAGCAGUGACGGCACUCUUUCUGAUAUUGACGGCGAAUUGUUUAUUAAACCGUGUACCGAUACCGAGAUCGCAUUCUACAACGACACCAUAGCAAACCACCAAGACUUUUACGAUUUUAUGCCAGAAUUUCUUGGAACCUUGCAGCUGGAUGAGAAUCAGAACAAAUCGAUUGAAGAGACGGCCGCUGAGUUGAUCGCACAGCAUUCAAUACCUGAAGUUUCUUACCCAGGCAGGACAAAUGGCAAGAGAAUUGUUACCAAUCAAGCCGUGGUUCUCAUGAAUGCAUCGCACGGAUUUUUAAAACCUAAUAUUCUCGAUGUCAAACUAGGUGUACGAUUAUGGGCAGACGACGCGCAUCAAGAGAAGAAAACAAGAUUCGACAAAGUUACUGAACAAACCACACACAAAGACUUCGGGUUUCGCAUCGCAGGUAUGAGAGUAUGGCAGGGACCGGAUGCCAAGGGCGAUGAUAUAGAUGAGGAUGGCUAUAGGAUAUAUAAUAAAGACUACGGCAGGUUCGAGUUAAACAAUGGCAAUGUUCACGAGGCAUUUAAGAAUUUCAUCUUCACAGAAGCGGCUGGUAUCGACAAAGAGUUAGGGCAAUUAAUAUCGCAGGCUUUUCUUACGGAUCUGAGAAGAAUCCAAGAUGUUCUGGAAAGUCAGGAGAGCAGAAUGUACUCCGCUAGUCUUCUUUUUGUUUUUGAGGGUGAUGGAAAAGCAUUGCGCUCUGCAAUGGAAGAAGCCAGCCGAACACCUCCUCCAACAACAAUGGAACAUGCUUCCUCAUCGUCCGGAGAAACCCAAUCAUCCUUUGAAGAGGAGGAAGAUGAAGAUGAAGAUGAUAUUGAAGAGGGAUCUUUUCCAAAGAUAUAUGCUCUAAAGGUCAUAGACUUUGCUCAUGCGCAGUGGACUCCUGGAUUGGGACCGGAUGAGAACGCUCUUGUAGGAGUACGUAGGGUAGGGGAAAUCCUGGAAAUGCUGGUGGAAUCUUGAUAGUCACGAUGAUCGUAGUGUCCAAUGGUACAUCGAGUACACCAUGCUACAGGAAUACCCUUCUCGCACUGGAGUUAUAGGAGUCAAGGGCUUAUUAGAUGCACGGCAUAAUUACGGAGUUGCUUGGACAGGGCAUACAUCUAUACAUGAGCAUGGCUGUUUACUAAGAUACCCCCCUGCAAAUGGACAUUUAGAAGUUUGCAUAUGCGAAGAAGUAUGUGCAUUGAUUUUGCUUUCCUUUCUCAUUUUUACGUUUUAGAUAUGGUUCAAAAUAUAUCCUCAAUUUUUAGUUCCGCUGCCAUCUCGUGUUUGUGUCUGGAUGUGAAGGUACAGUACGGUUAGUUGUGUUUGCCGAGAUUGUACAUCUCAGCCCCAUGACACGAGGUGACGGUGCCAUGGUGGCUUUGAAUGUGUUGUCUUCUUCAGCCAAGCCCGCAGCCCCGAUCUCUAAGCACUUGACGUGCUGUCAU
Molecule: messenger RNA, 1824 nt
Organism: Sclerotinia trifoliorum
Lineage: Eukaryota; Fungi; Ascomycota; Leotiomycetes; Helotiales; Sclerotiniaceae
Source: the annotation of a GenBank genome assembly